CACUCGAUCGUCUUUCGUCUCGAUUUAUAUGAAAACAACGCGCUCCGUUUUACGAUUUCGGAUGCAGUAACUGUUUUGCUACUUUUUAGAUUUUCUGCGCUAAUAAAAUAUUAAAGUAACUCUUGUGCCACUAAGAUAAAACAAUGAGUGCAAUGGAAGAGGAAUUCGAGGAGGAAGGUUGGAUUAAUCGCAACAAUCAGCCAGGCGAGGAAGAGCCCGAUGCGCAUGAUGAGCCAUUGGAAAAUCCCCAGGAAGUGCUUAACGAGUGCUUGGGGAAGUUUGCCACGUCCGAUUACAUUAUGGAGCCGGGGAUAUUCACCCAGCUGAAACGCUACUUUCAAGCAGGCGGAACGCCGGAACAAGUGAUCAAUCAGCUAUCGGCCAAUUACACGGCGGUAGCACAGAUGGCUAAUCUUCUGGCGGAGUGGUUAAUACUAGCGGGUGUUCGGGUGACCGAUGUCCAGGCAAUGGUUGAGAACCAUUUGAAGGACAUGAUCCUAAAAACUUUUGAUCCGAAGAAGGCAGACAAAAUUUUUACAGAAGAAGGUGAAACACCGGCCUGGUUGACAGAAAUGAUUGAACAUCAUACGUGGCGAUCGUUGAUUUAUCGGUUAGCGGAGGAGUAUCCGGAUUGCCUUAUGCUGAACUUCACUAUUAAGCUGAUCUCCGAUGCCGGGUUUCAGAGCGAAAUCACGUCAAUAUCGACGGCUGCCCAGCAGAUCGAGGUAUUCUCGAGAGUGCUCAAGACGGCAAUUGCCAAGUUUUUGAACCAUCCGGAUGAUUGGCAAUCUGCUAUCAGCGAGUGUGCGAAAAUGGUGUGCCACGGACAGCACACGUACGUCUACAGCCAGGUGUUGAUCCAAGUGCUGUCACAAGAGCCCAAGGGUGGAUUCAUCAUGAAACGCUUGGCUCAGGAAAUAACGAAAUAUGCAUCUAAAAACAAUCACAAUGUCACUCCAAUAACAAUGGCCUUAAAUGGUUCAGCGCGGCAUCCUCAAGCUUGCGAGGCGCUCACCUCAAUGCUAACCCGGAAUGCAUUGAAUCCGGCCGAUAUUACGGUUCUUUAUCGCAACUAUUCGUCACUGGAGCCUCCACCAAUCGAUCUAAUACGAAAUCCCCAAUUUUUGGAUUUAUUGGUGGAUUCGCUGUUCAAAGUGGGAGUCAAAAUAAACCAAGAACACAAAUCCAAAUAUAUUUAUCUGCUUGCAUACGCGGCCAGCGUAUGUGAAACGCCGGCGAAGAAAGGACAACCUAAAGGUCACCGGAACAUCAACAAGGACGAACUAAAACCUACUAUUCAGGCUGUCGAAAAAGUGCAUACCAUUUGCAAUGUGAAUCGCGGUUCUACCGAAUUAAUAGCGGAAAUAGCUACCCUGUACAACUGCAUUCGAUUCCCGGUGGUUGGAGUGGGUGUAAUCCGUUGGGUCGAAAAUACCGUAACGGAGCCUUCCUAUUUCAAACUGUGCACCGAAAGUUGUCCGCUCCAUUUGGCCCUUCUGGACGAAGUUGCCCAGGUCCACUCUUCAUUGCAUGAUCAAAUUCUACGACUGCUGAUUGAACUGUUCGAGUCGAAGCAAGAUGAGCUGGAAAUUCUCGUCCAGCUGGAAAUGAAGAAAAUGUUACUGGAUCGUAUGGUGAAUCUGCUGACGAGGGGCUGCGUUGUUCCGGUCGUCAAGUACAUUCGCCAAUGUUGCAACAAGGGAGAUACCGAUAUAUCGUUGAUUCGCUAUUUUGUCACCGAAGUGCUCGAGACGAUAACGCAUCCGUACUCGCCGGAGUUUGUGCAACUGUUUCUGCCAAUGGUGGAAAACGAGGAGAUCACUGGUUCUAUGAGAGGCGAAGGUGACAACGAUCCCGUUUCGGAGUUCAUCGUGCACUGUAAGGCGCACUACACGACGAUUUAGAGCAAGUCUCAUCGGGACACACUUCUCAACACCGUCAUUGGUCUAGCUUACCGGCUGCUUUCACAUGAUUGCGUUGUUCGUUUCACACACCGGCGGUAACGACAGUAACGAAGCCCAGCCAAUCAAUUGCCACCGUUGCUUGGAAGCCGACCUCAAUUAUAGUUGAAAAUGUGGAUUUGGUGCAUAUCAAAUGUGAUGACGAGAAUGAACAGGUUCCAUUUCUAUCCCCUCGGAUGUGCCCCUCUAGAUCACAAAAGAUACUCCACAACAUGGUAAGCGCAACAAAUACUUUCUAAUCAUGAUACAAUUCACUAUAAAUAGACAACAUAUAUCUUUCAAUUUGUACACGAUACCGUAUAAA
This is a messenger RNA of Armigeres subalbatus, 2265 nucleotides long. RefSeq names its product negative elongation factor D (gene TH1). Gene Ontology annotation, cellular component: nucleus; NELF complex. NCBI's taxonomy places the organism in Eukaryota, Metazoa, Arthropoda, Insecta, Diptera, Culicidae. The transcript is spliced from 5 exons. Gene Ontology annotation, molecular function: RNA binding. The coding region runs from base 144 to 1904 and encodes 586 amino acids. Gene Ontology annotation, biological process: negative regulation of transcription elongation by RNA polymerase II. The record is from RefSeq and is a predicted model, not a curated record.